GAGAUUUCAACGUUGUUGGCACUGCAUUGGCAUAUUUGCAGUGUUACUAAAUAUGCAGUUUUGCUGUUUGCUUUUACUAGUCAGAUUAUAACAACCCAGAUACACUAAUUGUAGAUCAUGAGUCAGUCAGACGGAAGCAGCACUCCUCCACCUGGAGGUCAAGAGAAUCAAAGUCAAUUUCAGCCAGAGAAGUCUCCUGAGAUUGAUUCACAGGAUGUAUAUACUAACUACUUUUCAACCAGUCUGGCCCUACAGUACCUGGAAGAGCUUUUCUUAGAGGAUAUGAUCAGUGGAGAUAAAAUGGCUAGACUAAAGGCCAGCCUCAAUGUGCUGCAUAACACCUUAAGAAGCUCGCAGGAAUCUGAGCUGAAACUGCUGCAGGAGGAGAAGUGUUUCCAUGCAGAGCUGAAACGGCAACAGCAAGAGUUAGAUAAGGCAGAGCUGUUGAGUGACGGCCAGCACCCGGAUGGUAGCGGCAUGAGACAGCAGCUCUUACAGUUUUACAACAAGCUCCAAGAGGCAGAGGGGAGAGCGCACCAGAUGCAGUACAAAAUCACAUGUCUCCAGGAGGAAAAAGACUGUCUCAAGAAAGAGUACGAAAGACAACCAAAGCAUGUUGAGCAGGAGAAGAGGUCCAUGGCUCUGAAGGAGAGCUGUGAGAAGAUGAAGAAAGAGAUCACUCAGAGGCAUCAGGAAAUCGAGACAUUAACAGAGAGAAUCAAGGCAGAUGAUACACAGCUCCAGAAGGAGCAACAGGAGCUGGAGGAAAAGAAGGACAUGAUCAAGAGCAAAGAGGCAGAACUGGCACAGCUGCUUUCCAUUCCUGCUAAGCUGGAGAAAGAAAGUCAGAGAAUCAAUUCCAAAAUAAAGAAUGUACAGAAACAGAAGAGUGAACUUGAGAAGCAGCUGUUUGAGCUGGGAGAGAGGGUGAAGCAGAUACAGGUGGGCUGCAGACAGCUGGAUGAAGAGCGCAAGAGCAUGAUGAAGGAGUUAAAGGGCUGCAGGGCCCAACUGGAGAUGACUCAGGGAGAGAGAAGCAUUCUACUCAAAGAACAGGAGAUGACCAAGGAGGAGGAGGCUGUCAUCCUCGAACAAAGGGGCGUACUGGAAAUCAACCUGAACCAAAUCAAGGAGGAGAGAAAGACCCUUCAUGACAGUCUUGUUAAGAAAGUGCGAGAGAAAGACAGACUACAGCGUAGGUUAAAAAACAUGCUACUACAGCAUAAAAUGUCUAAAGAUGCCCUGCACCACACUCAGGAGCUCUACAACAAAACGAAGACCCAGAGGGAUAUAAUGCCUAAGAAUGAUGACUUGCUAAAGAAUAUCAAAGAUCUGCAAACAGAAGUAGACAAUCUGAAGCUGAAAGUGGUCCAUCAGCAGUCGGUCACAGGUGUUGAGGCCCAGGUGGUUGAACAGUGUAUAGUGCAGCAACAGACUCUGAUAAACGAGUGCAAUCGCUACUGUGAGGAGUUGCACCAUGUUCAUGCCCUGACUCGCAUCAAAGCAGACGAGAGAGACCAAAAGAGCAGAGAGCUGCUCAAAGCUCAGAUGAGAUGCAACCAGAUCAAACAGGACAUCAGAGGCAAAGAGCUCCAGAUUCUGGAGCACAAGAAACAAUAUCAGGAGAUUCAGUCAAGGCUCUGUGUUUUCAGCAAGCUAUAUGAAACCACCAAAGAAGAGCAUAACAAAUAUGUAAGCCUACUACAGAUCGCAACCCAGCACAUGACCAAGAUGACGGAGAAGUUCAAAAUCUUGAAGAAUGAAAUUGAUAUUCUGCACAGCCAAACAGUCAAAAAAGACAGGCUGCUGCAGAAGUCUCGUCUGAAGCAUGUACACAGCCACACAAUCCGGGACAGCUUGAAAAAUGACAUUUCCAAGGUGGCCUGCAUGCUUCAUGAGAUGCAGCACAAGAGUGAAGAACAGAGACUCAAGAUUGUUCAACUUGGACAAGUGAUCAAUGCCCAGGAACAAGAUCUGCUGCACAUGCGCAAGAGCCAUGAUAUGUCUGUCCAGAGCCGCAACGAACGGGGUGUGCAACUCCUGGAGAGAGAGGAGGAGAUAUGUGUAUUUUAUGCAAAGGUAAAUGUGCAAGAGAAUCUGAUCUGUGAGGGGACGCUACAGAUACAGGCUCUGGAAGAGGAGAUCUGCUCUCUUAAGAUGCGACUUAAUGAAGAACAGAGGCAAAUCAGCUUGAGUAAAAAACAGAUGACUUGCAAGAAACCCCUGGAAGAUGAGUGUGCCUUACUGCAGAUACAGCUGUCUGAGUGUACAGAACACAAUAUAUCCCUGGAGCAGACACUCGAGGGCCAAGUUACAGAGAGACGACUGCGUAAACUGAGUGGUGAAGAUCCAUCUCCUACUGAGCUUAUCAAGAAGAUAGAGCAUCUGGAGAUGCAGCUGGCAGCGAGGGAGGCUCAGCUUCUGGAGAAAGAGCUGAUCUAUGAGCAGGUGAUCCGAAUGUCUCAGCACCUUCGCACAAAGGCAGAUAAUGGGAAAGAGGACACACUCAGACUGGCCAAGAAGGUCAACGAGUUCCAGAGUCGCAUUAAGGAGUGCACUAAGAAGCUGAUGGCUGUAGUGUCGGAGUUGGCCAUGUUUCAGUCUCAGGCUCUGUGUCUCCAGCAGGAGCUUCGUGAGAAAGAGUUUGAGCUUGACUUGUGCCACAGAAGACUGGAAAUGGGACUCGCACCUUCUGACACCAUAGAGCAGGAGUGGCUGCGCAAUAUCCAAGUGCAGAAGAAACCCCAGAUUACCGAGGAGGAAGAAUGGAGUCAGCUUCCAAACGGAGUCUAUACCACGGCAGAUUUGCGGCCAAAUUCCUACAUCCCAGCCGAAGAUUCACUGCCUUUGCCCAAACCCUAUGGAGCCCUGGCACCUUUCAAGCCGAGUGAGCCUGGAACCAACAUGCGCCACAUCCGCAAACCUCAGCCCAAGCCCCUUGAGACCUAGAGCCUUGUAUUACAUUCAUGUCCACAGCAUUUUCUGACAUUGAUAUACAAAAAUAAAUAAAUAAAAAUAAAAGUGAAAGACUUUUUUU
Messenger RNA from Tachysurus vachellii, 3037 nucleotides. RefSeq names its product coiled-coil domain containing 146 (gene ccdc146). Lineage: Eukaryota; Metazoa; Chordata; Actinopteri; Siluriformes; Bagridae. Gene Ontology annotation, cellular component: cytoskeleton. The coding region runs from base 118 to 2949 and encodes 943 amino acids. The record is from RefSeq and is a predicted model, not a curated record. The transcript has 19 exons.